AUGAUUGAAAACUAUGCUGGUAGAAAUAUUACCAAGAUACUGGACGAUUUUUUUGGUAAAGGCAACUAUGAUAAACGUGUCAGGCCAAAUUAUGGAGGUGCACCAGUGGAAGUGGGUGUGACCAUGCACAUUAUCGGAAUUAGUUCCGUAUCCGAGGUCCAAAUGGACUUUACGUCAGAUUUUUAUUUUCGCCAAAAAUGGAAAGACAAUCGCCUAUCGUUUGAACCGACGUCCGGCGUUACCGAACUGGUCGUCGGUUCGGAAGUGGCCAAAAAUAUAUGGGUGCCCGACACAUUUUUUGCCAAUGAAAAAUUGGCCACUUUUCACGAUGCCACCACACCCAAUACGUUUUUAAGGAUAGACCAUACGGGACACGUCUAUAGGAGUAUCAGGUUAACAGUAACGGCUUCGUGUCCAAUGGAUUUGCAAUAUUUUCCAAUGGAUCGCCAACUAUGCACACUUGAAAUUGAAAGCUAUGGCUAUUCAAUGGCUGACAUUAUCUAUGUGUGGGGCAACGGUCCCGGCUCUGUUGGCAAAGCACCGGGUCUUGAACUGCCUCAAUUCAAAGUGGUCGGACACAAACAAUCAACAAAAAUUGAAAAUCUAAGCACUGGCAACUAUUCGCGUCUAGUAUGCGAAAUACAUUUUGUACGAUCAAUGGGCUACUAUCUGAUCCAGAUAUACAUACCGGCCAGUCUAAUAGUAAUCAUAUCAUGGGUAUCGUUUUAUUUGCAUCGUAACGCUACACCGGCUCGGGUAGCACUGGGUGUGACCACUGUACUGACAAUGACAACACUGAUGUCCUCAACCAAUGCUGCUCUGCCAAAGAUAUCCUAUAUUAAGUCCAUUGACGUAUUUUUGGGCACCUGUUUCGUAAUGGUAUUCGCAUCGUUGCUGGAGUAUGCGGCCGUCGGCUACCUGGGCAAACGGAUAGCCAUGCGCAAAACACGUACCCAACAGUUGGCCAAACUGGCCCAGGAACAUCGUAAUCGGUGUGCAGCGGCGGCGGCCGCAGCGGCUGCAGCCGAAUCGGGUGCCGUAGUGUUUAGCGGUAUUGGCCAAACGGUAGUACCGGCCUGCCAGCAGCAGCAUCAUCAGCCCCAGCCCGACCAGUCGCCCAGUCUGGGCGGCUGUAUUGGCGGCCAUACGGGGCCCGUCCUGUGUCCGGCAUCCAUGGACUCGACACUACCCAGGCCUCUAAGUGUCAAGACUAUGCCGCUCCAUCAUACCAUUGACCGCAAUGAGCGCAUGGAACGGUACCAGGGUAUGGGUACGCCACGUAUUGUGCACCACCCAUCCAUACAAGCUUGUCCUCCAACAUGUGCUCAGGAUGUACGGCUCAAGAUGUCUGACGCCAAAUCGUAUGCCAAAACAUAUACAACAGUAGAAAAUCCAUUGAACAACGGCGGCAGUAGUGCUCAAUUGACGUCCUCGGCAGCAGCAGUGGCCAGUGCUGGCCAACAACAACUACUACAACCACCACCCACACCAACACCAGGUGCUGGCGGCGGUGGACAGGAACCCGAUACGCCAUCGACGCCGGCCAGUGCACCGUUUGGCUGCAAAAAUCCCAACAAACUGUUUGGUGUAUCGCCCAGUGAUAUUGAUAAAUACUCGCGUGUAGUGUUUCCAGUUUGUUUUAUUUGCUUCAAUUUUAUGUAUUGGAUCAUCUAUUUGCAUAUAUCGCACAAUGUUGAACCAGAUCUCAUGAGCCAUUGAUUUAGGGCUGAGCCCCUACCGACACUACCUGCACACAACAACCAUCACCACCACCACCACUACUACUACUACUACUACAAGCUGCUGGCUAUCCUAUUGUGUCAUCAUUUAGGAUGCAUGUAUGUGUGUGUGUGUGUGUCUGUGCAUUAAUUGUAGACAACUUUAUUUAACUAAAUAA
Messenger RNA from Oppia nitens, 1897 nucleotides. Its product is annotated as gamma-aminobutyric acid receptor subunit beta-like. Gene Ontology annotation, molecular function: extracellular ligand-gated monoatomic ion channel activity; neurotransmitter receptor activity; GABA-A receptor activity. Gene Ontology annotation, cellular component: neuron projection; membrane; synapse. Gene Ontology annotation, biological process: chemical synaptic transmission; chloride transmembrane transport; nervous system process. The transcript has 9 exons. NCBI's taxonomy places the organism in Eukaryota, Metazoa, Arthropoda, Arachnida, Sarcoptiformes, Oppiidae. The record is from RefSeq and is a predicted model, not a curated record. Bases 1 to 1719 code for a protein of 572 amino acids.